Messenger RNA from Psammomys obesus (fat sand rat), 1458 nucleotides. RefSeq names its product E3 ubiquitin-protein ligase TRIM39-like. Bases 1 to 1458 code for a protein of 485 amino acids. The transcript has 6 exons. The record is from RefSeq and is a predicted model, not a curated record. Lineage: Eukaryota; Metazoa; Chordata; Mammalia; Rodentia; Muridae. Gene Ontology annotation, biological process: protein stabilization; positive regulation of apoptotic signaling pathway; negative regulation of proteasomal ubiquitin-dependent protein catabolic process. Gene Ontology annotation, molecular function: protein binding; zinc ion binding.
AUGACGGAGAGCGAUGCUGGAGGCUCAGCAGCCUCUACAGCUGCUGCUCUGGAGAACCUGCAGGCAGAGGCGAGCUGUUCCGUGUGCCUGGAGUAUCUGAAGGAUCCAGUCAUUAUUAAAUGCGGGCACAACUUCUGCAAAGCAUGCAUUACCCACUGGUGGAAAGACCUAAGGUGGAACUUCCCUUGCCCUGUCUGUCGGAAGACAUCCCGACACCAGAGUUUCUGGCCUAAUGAACAAGUAGUCAGUAUGGUGGAAAUUACUAAGCAGCUAGAAGCGGUUAAGGAGAAGACCAGAGAUGAGAGCCUCUGCUCUCAGCACCAUGAAGCCCUCAGCUUCUUCUGCUCUGAAGACCAGGAGGCUGUCUGUGUGAUAUGUGCAAGUUCACAUACCCAACAGGCCCACACUGUCGUGCCACUGGACGAUGUUACACAGGAAUACAAGGAGAAACUGCAGAAGUGCCUGGAGCCCCUGGAACAGAAGCUUCAGGAGAUCACAUGCUGCAAAGCCUCUGAAGAAAAGAAACCAGGGGAGCUCAAGGGACUCGUGGAGAGUCGCCAACAGCAAAUCUUAAAGGAGUUUGAAGAGCUCCACAGGCAACUGGAUGAAGAGCAGCAGAUGCUCCUAUCACGACUGGAAGAAGAAGAGCAGGACAUUCUACAGAGACUUAGAGGAAAUGCUGCUCACCUUGGGAAAAGACAUAGGGACCUUGUUUACUUAUCUGCUGAGGUGGAGGGCAAGAGCUUACAGUCAGGCUUUGACAUGCUUAAGGAUGUGAAAAGUACUCUGGAAAAAUGUGAGAAGGUGAAGACCAUGGAGGUGACUUCAGUAUCUACAGAACUGGAAAAGACCUUCAGCAAUUUCCCCUACCAGUACUUUGCCCUAAGGAGAAUUCUUAAGCAUCUAAUUGUGGAUGUGACCUUGGACCCUGAGACAGCUCAUCCUAAUCUCGUCCUGUCAAAGGAUCGGAAAAGUGUCAAGUUUGUGGAGAGAAGACUCCAAGACCUCCCUGACACACCACAGCGUUUCACUUUCUACCCCUGUGUCUUGGCUACUGUAGGCUUCACCUCAGGUCGACACUACUGGGAGGUGGAGGUGGGUGACAAGACCCACUGGGAAGUGGGAGUAUGCCAGGACUCUGUGAACAGAAAGGGCAAGCUGACACCAUUCCCUGAGACUGGCUACUGGCAUGUGCGGCUGUGGAACGGGGACACGUAUGCAGCCACAACCACACCUUUCACCCCUUUGCACAUCAAAGUGAAGCCUAAGCACGUGGGCAUAUUCCUAGACUAUGAGGCUGGCAUGCUGUCUUUUUACAAUAUAACAGAUCGCUCACACAUCUACACUUUCACUGACACUUUUAAUGAAAAACUUUGGCCCCUUUUCUAUCCAGGGAUCAGGGCUGGUAGGAAGAAUGCUGCCCCACUUACCAUCAGGCCCCCAACAGAUUGGGAGUGA